UCUACUUUAAAAAGUUAUGCUCAGGUGAAAAAAAUAUUUAAGUAAAAUACAGCUUUAAAAUACUUAUUUGAAAAUUAGAUAAAGAAAGAACAUUUUAUAGAAAGAACACCACGGAGCAUACAGCUCAGAAAUACGUUUACUAACAGCAAUCUGUGAUGGAAUAUAGGCAUUACUAGGCACAGUGGACAGCAUAGUUGGAUGCUAUAAUGAUCGUGACUGGCAACGUCUGGCCAGAAUUGUCCAUGUGAACAAACAAAUUGAUUUGGUGACAUCCAGGUCAGUGCAGCGUUUUUGCUAUUAUAGGACAUCACAAAAGUCAUGGGACUUGUCGCAUGUUUCAUGGUAAUUGUCAUGUUAGUGUAUAUACUGCACUGCAUUUCUGUAAUAGACAAUGAUGACAAUUUGAAUGCAGCUUUAGAGUACUGCCAGGUAUCCAAUGAAUAAUUGUUACAAAAAAAAACAAUCAUGUUCAUGGUUAUGAGCAGUGCUUAGCUAAAGGAGCAUACAAUAUUUGACUUUGAAAGGUAGUAGGUUGACAGUAAAAGUACCAAAAAAUAAAAUAUUCGCAGUACAGACACUUAUGUAAUCAAUUAUGUAAACAUUAGUACUGUGCACAACUGAUAUUUUGUGAUAACCUUCACUAUUUAAUUUGUCUGACGUUUAUAUUUUGUAUAGUGAAUUUGCAUAAGCAUUAUUUUCACACAGAUGGUUUCUGCAGAUUUGUAUGCUCACUUUUUCAUCAGAAAAGAUGAAAUGAUUCAGGUUCUGAUCCUGAUUCAGUUCUUACCCUUUCUGAUGAAGUGCCAUUAUGAAUUCUCUCUCAACCCUGAAUCAUGCCCCCUUUGUCCGCUUUGUGCUGCCGUAGCUACUGUGUCCGUGUUUAAUUGGGGAUUGGCUUGGAUUAGCGAUGAGAGAUAGCCUUAAUCUGUUUGAGUCACAAAGACACAGAGUGUGUAUGUGUGUGUUUGUGUGUGUGUGAGGAGAUGAGGGUAAGCUGUCUGGUCAUGGACCCUUAGAGCGCUCUGCUAGUCCUGAGGACACAAGAACAAAGACAAGCAAGCGAGCAAAGUGACCAGAAAUAAUAAUAAAAAAACUGAAAUAAAGUGCAUGAGAGAUGGACAGUGAGGGGGUCAGAGAACGAGAGAGUGAGGAGGAGAAGGAGUGUGAGAUGUCGUCAGAAAGAGAAGAGGAGAGUGACGGGGAGAGGGGAGAAGAGGACAUGGAUGCUGAGGGUGAAGAAGAAGGGGAUGAGAUUGAGGGAGAGGAAGGGAGAGGAGCAAUGAGGGACAUGGAGGAGUGGAAUGGGUUUCUUUCAGAGGGAAAGACGGAUCAUGGUCACGAUGAAGAUGCGUUGGUUGAGUGGAAGCCCGGUGACCCGGUAACCCCCCAACAUGUCCUCAGACUGGCUGGAUACACAGAUGAUUAUCUGUGCUCUCCUGAAGAGAACAUUUACCACAUCAGCUUCUCUCGCUUCAAAAUCAGAGACCUGGAGGGAGGGUCCGUCAUCCUGGAUUUGAAAAGGCUCUGUCCAACAGAAAUUGAAGAUGUGAAGGAACAGGAGGCAGCACGAUUUAUCCAGUAUCAUUUCACCCCUGCUUUUCUCAGUUUGAGGGAGAUUGGAGCCACGCUGGAGUUCACUGUAGGCAGUAAGGCUGUAAACAGGUUCAGACUGAUAGAGAGGCAUUACUUCAGAGACAUGCUGCUGAAGACCUUUGAUUUUGAAAUUGGCUUCUGCAUCCCACACAGCCGAAACACCUGUGAGCACAUCUACUGCCUACCAGACCUGGACCCACAAACCAUUGAGGAGAUGAUUUCCCAUCCCUUUCAGACACGUUCAGACAGCUUCUACUUUGCAAACAACAAGCUAAUCAUGCACCACAAGGCUGAGUACUCCUUCUGCAAGGGUGUUUAGACAGACAUAAAGUGAUAAUAACUUAUACACUAUUAUUAAGCUAUAAAAAGGGAUUUUUGGUUGAUUCAUGUUGUGGAUGUGUGAGCAUGUGUGAGCAUAUGCAUUUCAGUAGAGAAAUCAGAUCAACUUAAAGCAGUAGCUAAUCCAAAAUGCAGUUCAGGGGCAGAAUCAGCCAGGCCAUGUGUUUUGUUGUAUGUACAUUUUCCUCAGAACCAGAUCACUGCUAGACUAGUUACUCUAUAACAGAUCAUAUAUUAGACUGUUCCAUAUUUGUGGUACUAAUAAAUUAUUUCUAUUUAUUGACAUUU
Astyanax mexicanus (Mexican tetra) is the source of this 2220-nucleotide messenger RNA. It is a transcript of the gene unc119c, whose product is annotated as unc-119 lipid binding chaperone B homolog 2. NCBI's taxonomy places the organism in Eukaryota, Metazoa, Chordata, Actinopteri, Characiformes, Acestrorhamphidae. Gene Ontology annotation, biological process: mitotic cytokinesis; negative regulation of caveolin-mediated endocytosis; nervous system development. Bases 1115 to 1912 code for a protein of 265 amino acids. The record is from RefSeq and is a predicted model, not a curated record. The transcript has 5 exons. Gene Ontology annotation, molecular function: lipid binding. Gene Ontology annotation, cellular component: spindle midzone; centrosome; spindle pole.